Molecule: messenger RNA, 1161 nt
Organism: Solanum stenotomum
Lineage: Eukaryota; Viridiplantae; Streptophyta; Magnoliopsida; Solanales; Solanaceae
Exons: 3
Coding region: 1-1161 (386 amino acids)
Source: RefSeq, a predicted model, not a curated record
AUGGUCUUUGAGGGUGCAAAUCAGUUCAGGAAAGCAGUGGCAGAUUAUGCUGUAGAGUACAGGAGGCAGAUAAAGUUAAGACCUAAUGAAAAACAUAGAGUGAGAGUGAAGUGCAAAAAUGCUAACUGUAAGUGGUUGUUAUAUGCUUCCAUUGACAGGGACUCAGGUGAUUUCAUUGUGAAGAACUAUCAUCCUGUUCACAAGUGUAUUCCAUUAAAUAGGAACAAGUUGUGUAAUUCAAAGGCUAAACAGAGGAUUAUGAAGGAAAACAUGGGUGAUUGGAAAGUGGAAUUUGCCAGAUUAUGUGACUAUGCAGAUAUGAUCAAACAAACCAAUCCUGGAAGCUUUUGUUGGGUAAAAAUUGAUAAGAAAACUGAACCAGGAAAGAACCUUUUUGUGUAUUUUUAUGUGUGCUUUCAUGCAUUUAAGCAAGGAUGGUUGGAGGGGUGUAGGAAUAUAAUUGGAUUUGAUGGUUGUUUUCUUAAGGGAGCUUGUAAAGGUGAGCUAUUAGUUGUUGUUGGAAAGAAUGGGAACAAUCAAAUGUAUCCCAUUGCCUGGGCAGUUGUGGAUACAGAAACAAAACAUAGUUGGAGCUGGUUCAUAAGGUAUUUAAUUGUUGAUCUAAACUUGGGAACUGGUGAAGGUUUAACUGGACUUAUUCCUGUCUUGUCAGAGUUGUUACGAAAUGCUGAGAAAAGGAUGUGUGCUAGACAUAUAUGGAGUAACUGGCAUAUGAACUGGAAAGGAGAAGAAAGAAGGAAACAGUUUUGGAGAUGCUCAAAGGCAUCCUUUGAAGUCAAGUUUGGAGAAGAAGUUCAUGCAAUGUCCAAGCUAGGUAAGAAGGAAAUAACAAAGGACUUGCUACAUUAUGAUCCCAGAAAUUGGUCUAGGGCCUUUUUCCAAACUCACUCCAAGUGUGAAGUUGUAGAAAAUAACAUGUGUGAGACUUUCAAUUCAUGGAUCUUAGCUGCUAGACAUAAAUCAAUUAUUACCAUGUUAGAGAAUAUUAGGCAUAAAAUGAUGAACAGACAUAUAGACAUGAUCAAAUUUGCUGAAACAUGGAUAUCAGACAUUGCACCUAUGGCAAGGGCAAUACUAGAAAGAAACAAGGAGUAUUCAAAUAACUGUAAUGUUCAAUGGAAUAGGUUGAAUGGUUUUUGA